Messenger RNA from Solanum dulcamara, 2628 nucleotides. RefSeq lists its product as uncharacterized. The record is from RefSeq and is a predicted model, not a curated record. Lineage: Eukaryota; Viridiplantae; Streptophyta; Magnoliopsida; Solanales; Solanaceae. Gene Ontology annotation, molecular function: protein binding. The transcript is spliced from 15 exons. Bases 153 to 2042 code for a protein of 629 amino acids.
AAAGAGGGGCUAGAGAGGUUGGGUUCGGUAGUUUCCCGAUAAACUAGGGUUCGGUAGAUUUCUUUUUAAUUAAUCCAUAUAAGCUCGAAAAGUAGGAAGGAUUGGGCAGAUCGUUCACAAUUUGUCUUUUCCUUGGAAGUGCUCAAGGCAAGAUGGAGAAUAUGCUAUAUGCGGAGGAGCUUGUCCGGGAGUUUCUAGUAUUCAGAGGCUUUACAAACACUCUGCAGGCUUUUGUCAAAGAGUUGGGAGCUGAUAUUGGCAAAGGAUUUCAAGUUGAUAAGAUAUUAGAUUUAAUUUUCUCCAUAUAUGUCCCCAAAUUCCAAGCUGAAAACCUCAUUCAACUCCUUCGCUUUUUCAACAAUUGCUUUUCUUCUCAUGAAACACAUCUUAUUUCUGACAUAUCAGAGUUAGAUGUCUCUAUUAUACGCUAUUAUAUCAUUCAUGCCGUACAAGCUGGCAGAAAGGACAAAGUGAUAGAGUUGUUUGACAUACAUGGCACUGAAUUGCUGCAAAAAGACCAACAGUGGGCAUCCUGGUUUGCAAUUCCAUAUAUUAAAGCUCCUCAAUCCGAACCCCACUUUCGGGUAUACUUUUCUAAGGAGUGGUCCAAUGCAUUGCAUCUAUCUCUUAGAAAUUUUCUCAGCCGGAUGUUUAAUGGCACUCGUAUCCCUGCGUUAAUGAAGAUGAGUUCUGAAAGGAAUAUGGUGAGUCGCCUCAAAGGAGACAUAAAGCAACUUAAUUUCAAACUUGCGCAACUUCAAGUAUUGUUGGAGGAGAAAGAGACUCAGUUGCAUCAGUUAAGGAGUAAUUCUUUGUUAGCAACGGAAGUCAUUGUUGGGACUAACAGCUCAUCAAAUCCUCUUGCUGGUUCUGGGGAACCCACAGUUUUCGUACCAGCGUCAUCUCAUGUUAUUUGUGUCUCUGCAAGUCCACAAGCUGGUGAAAGAGAACCUAAACACAGUGAGGAUAUCAGGCCUGAUGAUACUCAAGUUUCAACUUCUAAACUUAGUAGUCACAGUGGUCAGAACACUGGAAAUGAAGCGCAUAGAGAAGAAGAAUUCCCUGAAGUGAGAGUGGACUUCCAGGAGACAUUCUUAGGCCACACAAGUCCAAUAAGUCGUUGCCGUUUUUCUGCUACUGGGGACAAUGUUGCUAGUGCUUCUGUGGAUGGGACAGUCAGGAUAUGGACAUAUGACUCAUCAGCACCAGCAUCAAGAAAUGCAACCAUCUAUUGUGGUGCAGAGAUCAUGUCACUUGAGUGGGAGUGCAAAUCUGACCGUCUGCUUCUAAUAGGCACAGCUGAUGGAGGAAUCAAAGCAUGGAAUGUUGAUGCUAAGCGUGUUGUUUGUGAUCUUAGCUGCACAGAAGCAUUCCCAAGCGUGUUGGAUUUAAAAUGCAGCCCUGUGGAGCCAAUUUUUGUAUCUGCUGCUGCAUCGAGAUGGCCUGGUUCGAGUGACAUUGGUAAAUUGGGCUAUGCUUCUUUAACUGUCUGGAACAUGAGGACGUGGAAAGCAAUGACAGUCCUUCCUCUUGGUGAAGAUCCACCUCCAAUUACUUCAGUAUGCUUCAAUCACAAUGGAAAACUUUUAGCUGCUGCAGCUACUGAUGGAAUGAUACACAUGUUUGAUAUGUCUGCUGGCUUGCAGAUUACUGGAUGGCCAGCACAUGAUUCUGCAAUUAGCUCUGUGCUGUUUGGUUCUGAUGAGACGAGCAUUUUCACUUUGGGUAUAGAUGGAAAGAUAUUUGAGUGGAGUUUGCAGAAUCAAGGCGAAGUACUUUGGUCAAGAGAUUGCAGCAGAUUCUGUAACCUUCGGAGUUCGUCACACUAUAAGCAUGAAAUGGCUCUCAAUGCUGAUGGAAGAAGACUUCUGGUGACAUCCAACUCCCUGAGGGCGCCUAUAUACAAGGUGCGAGAUCAUGGAUAUGGAAUGAGAACUCUUCCUCACAGUGCAUCUAUAACAACAGUAGAUUGGCAUCCGACAUCACCCAUCUUCUUGACUGGAUCUGCAGAUCACUCAGUUCGGGUUACAUAUAUGGCGUGACAACUGAUUUCUCUGGUGUGUUGUUGAUUUGGAUAGUCUGACUUAAUGGAGAUGAAUUGAAAAUGUAAUAUUUAUUAGGUUAUCCAGUGUCUAGGUUGGCCUUAAAGCCAUCUGUCCAUUUUUAAGUUUGAUUACAAUCAUUAGUCAAAGGGAUCAUCAGAAGCAUAGAGUAGAAUAUGCAAGAUAGUCAAAACGCAUUUUGAACGCGUAGUCAAAAGAAAAGGGAGGUGCAAUACGCAAAUUUUACGCGAAUUUUACGCGUUUCUAGUUUCCUAUAAAUAGAAGGCCUUUUGCCCUCAUUUAGAUCAUCCUCACAAAAAAAUACAAUCCAAAAAAGUAAGAACACAGAAUUAUACACCAAGAUAAAUAUUGUAGUCUUGAGUGUCCUUUUUAGUGAGUUGUUCCUUUUACAAAAGAGAAGUGUUAAUUGUUGUUUUAUUCUUGUAUUUGAGAGCAGUGUACUCUCAUAUUAUCAUUGUAAGAUCUUUCUAUCCCGUGGUUUUUUUCUUUUAUCUAUUUGAGGGGUUUUCACGUAAAAUACUCGUAUCUAAUUUAUUUUUUUUAUUUAUUAUCAUAUCAAAUUUUA